AUGUCUCCCACUGAGGAAGAGAUCGGUUUUGACGACGAUGUCCCGAUCUUGAUUGUAGGCGGAGGCCCAUGCGGCCUGCUCCUUGCGUACUUGCUCGCCCAGCUUGGAGUCCGAUCCUUGUUGUGCGAACGUUACCCCACCAGACUAGAUGCGCCCAAAGCCCAUGCGUUGUCCCCCAGAUCGCUUGAACUAUGCCGUCAAUACGGCCUAGAUGUGAACGAGAUCCGCAACACCGGGACCAGUCGGAGAGAGGCAUUCUGGGUAAAUUUCAUCACUCAUUUGAAUGGCAAGCAGGUGGGCAGGCUUCCGUACGAGCGUAUGGACCCGGAGGUCCUGGAGAGCACCCCGACGAUGAUCCACAACAUCCCACAACCGGAUUUUGAGGAGUUGGUCGCAAAGAAGUUACUCAAGAACAACCUGGUGGAGAUGCGCAAGAAUCAUUCCGUCGUCCGACUUGUCGAUGGCGGUGAUCAUGUCCUAGCCACUAUUGAAGAUCGUGUCACAAAGCAAGAAUACAUAGUGAAGUGCAGUCACUUAGUUGCAUGCCAUGGUGCCAAGAGUGCUGUCCGGAAAUUCUUGGGAAUCGAGAGCGAGGGCGAGGAUUCCUACGAAACAAUGAUGACAAUUCAUAUUAAUGCCAACCUGCACCCUGUGGUUCAAGAGCGAGUGGGCAUGCUGCACUGGGUGAUGGACCCCGAAGUCUCCGGCUUCAUCAUAGGAUAUAACUUGGAAGGGAACCAAGUCCUGAUCUGCAACUUCGAUUCUGAAAAGCAUCCAGUCGAGACAUGGGAUGAAGAGCUUUGUCGCAAGACUGUCGAUGCAGCUAUCGGUACCAAGAUCCCAUACGAUGUGCUGAGCUAUCGACCUUGGAUUUUGAGCAGAAAGGUUGCGCAUUCCUACCGAGCGAACCGGGUAUUCCUAGCCGGAGAUGCUGCCCACUCAUUCCCACCCACUGGAGGACUAGGCCUGAACAACGGUCUGGGAGAUGUCCAUAAUCUCGCAUACAAGCUCGCCGCGGUGCAUCAUGGAUGGGGAGGCGACCGACUUCUGGACAGCUAUGAAGCUGAUCGGCGACCAGUUGCUUGUGUCAACUCGGAGCAGAGCGUCAAGAAUGGGAAGCAGAUCUUUGGACUGUUGAAAACGCUCGGAACUACCGACCCUGACGUUCAAGUCGCGAGACAAAAUCUAUAUCGCAACAUCGAGGAUCCGCACAUGAUGAAGGAGAUCAACAAAGGCAUCGAGGGCCAGCGGGAGCAUUUUGACAAUCUUGGACUCCAUGUGGGCUAUGUGUACGGGGACCAUCGACGGCCAGACUGUGCCUCGAUUUAUGAACCAGUGUGCGUUCCGGGGGCUCGUCUACCUCACGCAUGGAUCCGACUAUUGACCCCAGAUAAGCUGCGACUCCCUCCGAUCGAUUGUUCCUAUGUGGCCGAGCUGUCUCCUGAGGAGCUUCGGCUGAAACAGUACUCGACACUGGAUUUGUGCGGGUUCGAUUCCUUCACCCUCAUAGUGGACGUGAAGUCAGCAGAUCAUUGGGGGCCAAUUCUGGAAGAGGUGAAACGGCAAGUCCCCGGCAAGUGUGCUGGUCUGAAAAUGGAGAUGGUUAGCCGCGGGGGCACUUUUGACCUUCAACCCGGAGGUGGCGGACGGUGGAUGGCGCUGACGAGACUGGCCGAGGGCCACGCCAUUUUGGUCCGACCGGACCAACACGUUCUAGCGCAGUUUGAAUAUCCGGGGGAAGCUAGUGGGGUCCUGGGGGAGUUGAGGGCGCAUCUGGCGUGGGACGAGUGAGCGAUAGACGGUUGUAUACAGAGCCGUCGGGAUGUCCAAGAGGUGGCCUGAUGCUUGUCUGAGGGAGGGGGGGUUGUCGUGUUGCUGUACUCCGUACUCCAUAGGACUUGGUGCAUCCGACGGGUAGAGAAUAGAUGACUAUUUGCUCUGAUAAUCCGCGAUGCAAGGCAUCCGAGAGACUGGGACGGUCUCCGGCAAUCCGGGGAGGAGAGGAGACGGAUAAGACAACAGCCGCUCCCCA
Molecule: messenger RNA, 2032 nt
Organism: Aspergillus ibericus CBS 121593
Lineage: Eukaryota; Fungi; Ascomycota; Eurotiomycetes; Eurotiales; Aspergillaceae
Exons: 7
Coding region: 1-1791 (596 amino acids)
Molecular function (GO): FAD binding
Source: RefSeq, a predicted model, not a curated record